AGAGGGAGCAACCGACUCGUGCCGUUUUCCCUCCGUCGCAUCUGCCCAAUUAAAUUCCCUUCUCUUCUCUCUUCUUAUUUCUCUCUCCCGCGACCGUGUAAACCACCUGUCUCCCCCAUUUCUCUCUACAAUCUCUCUUUCUGCGUCUUCAAUCUAGGGUUUAUGUCCUCACUAAUGUCUUACUUUGCAAAACCCUAGUUUUUUUGUUGGUUAUCCAUUAACAGCAAUCUUUUCGUAGUAUUGGUAGUAAAUAGAAUGACAAUGGAUGGAACGAUAAGCAACGGAGGAGGUGGUGGAGGUAGUGGGGAUGCUUCUACUAGCGGCGUUGGCGUUGGUGGACCACAAACGCCUGCCCCAGUGCCAAUUUCAACGCAGGCAAAUGCCCCGCCGCCGUUUCUAAGCAAGACUUACGACAUGGUGGACGAUCCUGCAACGGACGCGAUCGUGUCGUGGAGCCCGACGAACAAUAGCUUCGUGGUUUGGAACCCGCCUGAAUUUGCGCGUGACCUUCUACCCAAGUACUUUAAGCACAAUAACUUCUCCAGCUUCGUCAGGCAACUCAACACCUAUGGUUUCCGGAAAGUUGAUCCAGACCGCUGGGAAUUCGCCAACGAGGGAUUCUUGAGGGGUCAAAAGCACCUGCUUAGGAGUAUAAGUCGACGAAAACCUGCUCAUGGACAUAGUCAUCAACAGACACAACAACCACACGGACAGAGCUCAUCUGUGGGUGCCUGUGUUGAGGUUGGGAAAUUUGGGCUGGAGGAAGAGGUUGAGAGGCUUAAGAGGGACAAGAAUGUCCUUAUGCAAGAACUUGUUAGGUUGAGGCAGCAGCAACAGACUACUGAUAGCCAAUUGCAAACCAUGGUGCAGCGACUUCAAGGAAUGGAGCAGCGGCAGCAACAGAUGAUGUCAUUCCUGGCAAAGGCUAUGCAGAGCCCUGGCUUCUUGGCUCAAUUUGUACAGCAGCAAAAUGAUAGCAACAGGCGCAUAACAGAAGCUAACAAAAAACGGAGGCUCAAGCAAGAUGGUGUUUCUGAGAAUGAGAGUUCCAAUGCCCCCGAUGGCCAGAUUGUGAAAUACCAGCCUUCGAUUAAUGAUGCGGCGAAAGCCAUGUUCAGGCAAAUCAUGAAAAUGGAUGCUUCGUCCAGGAUGGAAUCUUACAGCAAUGGUCUUGAAGGUUUCAUGAUUGGCAGUGGCUCACCAUCAUCCAACGGAAUGGACAGUGGGAGCUCUUCAAGCCGUAUAUCAGGAGUGACUCUUCAAGAGGUCCCUCCAACUUCAGGGCAGUCGACAUAUGUACCAGCAGCAACUUCAGCUUCCGUAUCAGAUAUGAAGUCCAACCCACACAUUGCUGCUAGUUCUGAAAAUUUAACAGCUUCUCAGUUUGCAGAUGUAAAUGCAUUGGUUGGACCACAAGAUGCACCCUCCAUCUCUAUUCAUCAAUCUGAUGUGGACAUGGUGCCAGCACUUCCUCAGAUACCAGAAAUGGUGCCAGAAAGUGUUGUUGAUAUUCCCAGCAAUAGCUAUAUGGAAUCUGAAACUGUCGGUGAUGGAUUUAUGGAUCUCAGUUCACUAGGAAUUGAUAAUAUUUCCCCUGAUCCUGAUAUUGAUAUAUUGCUGGAAAAUUCUAGCUUCUGGGAUGAACUGGUACAAAGUCCAGUCCCAGAGGAUAUCGAAUCAAGCCCCAUUGAUGGUAACACGAAGGGAAAUGAUGUGCAGCCAAUGGAUAAUGGGUGGGAGAACACUCAGCCCAUGGAUCAGCUAACAGAAAAGAUGGGGCUUCUCACGUCAGAUGCUAAAAAGCUUUGAUCUUGUUGGAACACGAAAUGUAUAUUUCUUGCACUCUACCUUGGGUAAACUCUUUAACCCUUGACUCGAAUGGUUUCUUUCGACCAUUGAAAAAUCAGUCAACCAUUUGUACCUGUUACCCAUGUUUUUGUUUUUGCGUAUAUGGUUAUUUCUCAAAAUUUUUACAAUUUAAUUUUUACUAUUCAUAUGAAUGGGAAAUUACUAUUCAAGCCGA
Jatropha curcas is the source of this 2023-nucleotide messenger RNA. It is a transcript of the gene HSFA1D, whose product is annotated as heat shock transcription factor A1D. Gene Ontology annotation, biological process: regulation of transcription by RNA polymerase II; cellular response to heat. Gene Ontology annotation, cellular component: nucleus. NCBI's taxonomy places the organism in Eukaryota, Viridiplantae, Streptophyta, Magnoliopsida, Malpighiales, Euphorbiaceae. Gene Ontology annotation, molecular function: RNA polymerase II cis-regulatory region sequence-specific DNA binding; DNA-binding transcription factor activity. The record is from RefSeq and is a predicted model, not a curated record.